Acanthoscelides obtectus is the source of this 390-nucleotide messenger RNA. NCBI's taxonomy places the organism in Eukaryota, Metazoa, Arthropoda, Insecta, Coleoptera, Chrysomelidae. The record is from the annotation of a GenBank genome assembly.
GUCAGAGGCAAAUUUCAAAGGGAACGUGACGCAAAAGAUACAGACGUUGAAGAACUAAAAGCAUUGCUGGCUUUGUUGAUCAUGUCUGGAGUGUUGAGAGUUUCACAUCUCAAUUUCAUAGAUCUCUGGGCCACCGACGGAACCGGUGUAGAGAGGUUUCGUUGGAACACUGAAGAAAAACAAACCCGAUAUACCCGAGGAGAUUUUACCAGACAGAAGUCAAUUCAGCUGUCUGUUCGGAUUUCAAAAGACUCUAACCAUGGUUUCAAAUGAAGGCGAACCAAACGAUGGCCGUUAGCUAUUUUCUUCCAUCUUAUAAACGUUGCAUGCAUAAAUGCUCUCGUUGUACAUCGGGCAAAUACCACUAAAUCACGUACUCACAUGACUCGU